CUACUUAAUUCUUAUCUCUUUCUCUUUUUAACAGUCCAACUUUCGACUCACGGCCCGAUGGGAAAAUGGGAAAUUGGAAAAACUCCGGCAGCUUCCGCCGUGUUCAUCCUCACUUGAACGGAACCGCGGCCCUCGCGUUUCCCAGGCCGGACCUCGGAUCGAGGUUAACAACAUCGCUAUAAUUCUAUUUACAAAUCCUCCUCCUAAUUCCGAUACAAGUCCGCGGAGAGAGAAAAUCACGACCGUCCGUCUACAGCUCUGCACGUGGUUUUUACCUGUCGGCCAUCUAAUAAUACCCAACGCUCCUCAACGCCUCAUUUGUUAUGGACUUCGACCAUAAGAAAUACGGCGAAGACCAACUCUGAUUCUCCUUUAAUUUGUGCCAAAACCUCAACGCCAUUAAGGUAGUGAGCACCGUCAGGAAAGGAGGAAUUGUUGUUGAUACGAGGGAAUGGUCCGGGCUCCGGGGAGAUAGGAUGAGUGCACUAUGAUGAGCAGUGAUAACAGCUGGCGGGAGGGAUACGUACGUAUUGGUUCGGUACGCGUGCGUGUACGGCAAGAGGAUGGCCGAGUGGGAGAGGGCGAAUGUUGCUGCGGAGGGCCGUGGAGUUCUCGUCUACCGGCCGCCAAGAAUAACUCGGGCAGUAGUCUCGGAGUGCCAAGCCGACGCGGACCCGCAUCUUUCAUACCAGCAGCCCUGGACAGGCUCCCGAAUUUCCACUUGGGCCCUGCCCCAAACAAAAAGAAAACGAGAAGCUCGGACAAAUCGGACCGCCUCAGGGAACUGACCGAGAGGCUCAAGGGACCCGGCGAGCAGAAAGUACCCGUCGAGGACUUCGACCUGAAGCUCACCUUGCAAAAGCCGGAAGAACGGACUAUCGUCGGCUCCUACAUCCAGAGGACGAUACCGUUCCGAAGCGCGUCGUUCUCUCAAGUCGAUUUCUCACCGACCGACGGUAAAUACAACAUCAGAAACGCGAGGAACAUCGCGCUAGCGAACAAAGCCGGUGCCUCGCUCAGCCUCCCUAGGAAGAAAACCUCAUCCGAGAAAUCUCCAGUCAGUCCCAGCACUUCGUUGCCGUUGGGUUCUGGCGCGUCGAUCGAUUCUGCAGUCGGAUCUCAAGAGUGGUCCCUUCCAAAAUCGGAAAAACCACCCGAAUGUAAACAAAACCGAUCUUUGACUCACCCCCUGAGCUGGAAGGACUCAGCUCCUGCUGACGCCCUCUCUUACGGCUCCGUCGACGGGAACGGGUUGAAAGGGCUAGGCUGCGGAGAUCGGACCCUGCGAGGGGUGAAAGAAGAAAGCGACACCGACAGCGCUGCCGCCACGAGCGAAACGCUCUCCCAGCCCGUCUCGCCACCGCCGGAUCAUUGGUUUGAUCCCGUGCCCAAUAUAACCAGCAUCACGCCAAGUACACAAAACCCUAGCUCAGAGCCUACAGUCUAUCACUUGACGCCGACCGACAUUCUUGCGGAACCGGAGGAAACGGGCGAGGAAUUUUUGAAGGACAUCAUCGAAGAAGAAACGAAUUCGGAAGGCGUUCUGGUCGAGAGUGCGUCGAAAAAGAACAACACUUCUCUGAACCGGACAUGUUCGCUCAACUCGACGUUUUCCGAAGCGGACAACAAAAACGAGAAAGGAGUGCGGAGUGAGAGGAGUUGGACCGUAGGCGAGUGCGUGAGACGUUUGGGAGAAUGGGCUUCUAGCGCGCAAGAAGAGCCUCAGAGCCCGGAAGAGACCAGUAUACGACUUAUGUGGCCGAAGCCCGGGGAACGCAAAUGGGCGGAUAGACCGAAAUUAAUCUGCCAGAGUUCAGAAGAGAAAGAAGAAGAAAGAGGGUCCCCGAGACGUUUUCCGAUACUGAACAGGAACGAUUCCCUCUCUGAAGGGGAAAGUGACAACGGGUGCAGGACGACCCCGAACAGGAAUUCGCCCUCCCUAUUUGCUCCUUCAGACCUCUCGGACGGCGAAAACAAAUUGACGAACCAGACCAGGAGUCCUCAACCACCCAGGAGAUAUUCGAAGAAGCCGAUACGAGGGCCAUACGGACAGAUGCUCGAGGCGGAGAUGAAAAAGCCGGAAACGCGAAAAUUCACGAUACAUCACGACGACCUGAAGUUUUUGGAAGAGUUCGGCCAGCCCAGCAAGCCAGUCAGGCAGAGGACCAUGGACGACAGCCACUUGAAAAGGAGUUACACGUCCCCAGAGCCGUCUGAUUCCGUUAAAUCCGGUUCGAAAAGGAAAGUCAACGAAAAUGUGCCGUUCGGGGGAAAUAAACCGGAAGUGCACCAUCAAAGGACGACGUCCAGCCCUUCCCAGCUCGAAGGAUGUUCUAAAGACAAAGGACCUCAGCCGUCUCAUCAGCUCCUGGCCCAACUACUCAAGGGAAGCUCCGAACGAAGUCUAAUCGACUCGAAUCCUCUACAUCAGCUGACCAACAGCCCAUCAUAUUGGAAGGACACCAGGACGCUGGUGGUAGUGGAAUUAUACGAAACUGAGCGUUCCUAUGUUGAAUCACUGCAAACUCUAGUCUUGAAAUAUUUGCAGCCACUGAAAUGUCCUGACAAUACGAUAAUAGAUGUUGGUAUAGUAGAUGAAAUUUUUUAUCAGAUUCCAGAAAUUCUUGCUCAUCAUGAAGCGUUUUUGGAAGAGCUAAGAAAACGUUUAGAAAACUGGGAUCUCAGUCAAAAAGUUGGGGAUGUUUUCCUAGAUACUUUCACCAAACAGUCUGUGAUAGAAUCUUAUACUAAUUUUAUUAAUAAUUGGGAAAAUGCCAAAGAGGCCAUUAAAACAAAUAGCCAAUCGAAGCCUGCCUUUGCCAGAUUCCUUGAGACAAUGGCAAGGGAGCAUAAAGGUAAACUGGCUUUAGAUUCACUUUUAAUAAUGCCUGUUCAAAGAAUUCCUCGAUACGAAUUGCUUAUUCAGACAUUAUUAAAACACACUGAACCAUCACAUGGUGAUGCAAGCAUAUUAGUUAAUGCACAACAGGCUAUUCAUGAGCUAGCCGUGACUAUUAAUCUCGGUCAGCAUAAAACUCUCAAUCCGAGGACGUCUAACUGUCAAGAGUUGUCAUUGUUGGAAUCGAUAAUUGAAGGCUUAGCUGGCCUGAGCACUCCAGAAAGAACAUUCCUUUGCCACGACCAAGUCAGUAUUACAACAUCUCAGGGUAGAAAAGAUCGAGCUCUCUUCCUUUUCAACGACCUUCUGGUAAUAACAAGUAUCAAACGAAGAAGUGGUACAAUAAGAAAAACGCCUCAAAGUAUGCCUGGCAGUGUAGUUAACACGUUAGAAGGGAAUAAAUUUAAAUUAUUAAUGAAAAUACCUUUAGAUGAUCUAGAAAUAGUCAAAGAUGACACUGUUAGAAAAAUGCUUAAAGAAAUGGAGCAGCUCAAUUCAGACGUCUCUACCCUAUCGCAGAUGGCAGAACUUGUAACCACACUCCAUUGCCCGCAUUCACAGCUCGAGGAAAAUGUUAGAGAAAUGCUUUCUGCCUUGAACAAGCAGCUGACUGAAAGGCAUGCAGCAGACUCGCAAUUAUCAUAUUUGGAAUUGACCAUUAAUACACACAGUGGGAUGGAAAACAUAGCGUUGAUAUUUUCCAAACCGGAGAAAAGGACGAUAUGGGAAGAAACAUUCAACGGAGCAAAGCAAAGGCUAGCUCUCACUGGCGAGAGACGAGCCAUGCCAGAACUCGUAUCAGCAGUGCCGAUUAGAAAGACACGCGCCGGUCUUCAAUUCACCUGUGCGGCGCCCACUCAUGGUCCAGGGCCCAGGGACGUUUGGGUUUGCAACAGUGACGGCUAUGUCGGCCAAGUCUGCAUUCUGUCCUUACACCCCGAGCCCACAGUGACUUCUUGCAAUGGUGUUUGCAAUGCCAGGAUACUCUGUAUAGCCCCCGUCCCAGGGCUUUCAAAUGAGAGUACUUCAUGCAUCAAUUGUAACAGUGGUAUAAGCAUUUCUGUCGAAGAUGCCGAUAAAUCUCCAAACAUCCACCUUGAUAGCAGUAGUUCAUCGAGCGAGGAUGAAGAAAGAGAAGAUGAAAAUGAACCCCAGGUCAGCGAAGAUACGCUCACAGGAACAAUGUGGCUCGGUACUGAAGAUGGUUACAUACAUGUGUAUAACUGCACAGAUAACAUACGGACAAAGAAAAACAAAGUGAAAAUACAACACAAUGCUUCUGUUCAAAACAUAAUAUAUUUGGAAAACAUGGUUUUUGUUGCUUUGGCAAAUGGAGAUGUUACAGUUUACUUCCGGGAAGCUAAUGGAAAUUGGAACACAAGUGAUCCUGUCGUAGUCUCAGUUGGUUCGACUACAGUACCUGUUAAAAAAAUGACUCCAAUCAAUGGACGACUUUGGUGCAGCUGCAGUACAUCGAUAAAAAUACUAAAUAUAUCAUCUCUGACAGUCGAGCAUUCUUUUGUUGUAAGCGGAGAAAGCAAUAGGAGUGUUACUUCGAUAACCGUUUCAGGAUUGUCUGUCUGGAUAUCCCUUCACAACUCAUCUACGAUUCGGCUUUUCCAUGCAGCGAGUUACGAGUGGCUUGGAGAAAUUAACGUAGCUCCAGCCGUAACAAAAAUGCUGGCCAGUUCUGAUGAUAUUAUAAGGCAGCAUAAAUCUGCAUGCCUGCGUAUCACUGCUCUUUUAGCGUGCAAGGAUUUGCUCUGGAUCGGAACGAGUGCAGGAGUGCUUCUUACGAUGCCGCUACCUCAUGUAACCCCAACAACUACUAAACUGACUACCAUUCCCAAUGUCUCCGGCGUCCCUCAUGGUCACACCGGUCAUGUUAGGUUUUUAACUACAAUAGAUAUGUCACUCAGCUCUGUGGCUGAUCACAAAAAAAAGUCGUCUUUCCACAAAAAGCAAGAUUCAAGCAAGCUUCUAGUCAUAUCGGGUGGCGACGGUUACGAAGAUUUUCGAUCAACGGGCAUUUCAGAAGUCGCCGGACGGGAGGAUUCAACUAACCAUUUACUUCUUUGGCAUGUUUAAUAUAAUGGAUUUUUGUGUAUUUUAUAUUUAAAUGUAUAUAUAAAUAAUUAAUUUAUAUGUUGUAUAAAUUGU
Molecule: messenger RNA, 5059 nt
Organism: Cimex lectularius (bed bug)
Lineage: Eukaryota; Metazoa; Arthropoda; Insecta; Hemiptera; Cimicidae
Product: rho guanine nucleotide exchange factor 17
Exons: 19
Coding region: 488-4987 (1499 amino acids)
Biological process (GO): actin cytoskeleton organization
Molecular function (GO): protein binding; guanyl-nucleotide exchange factor activity
Source: RefSeq, a predicted model, not a curated record